Messenger RNA from Acinonyx jubatus (cheetah), 2680 nucleotides. RefSeq names its product paired like homeodomain 3 (gene PITX3). Gene Ontology annotation, biological process: anatomical structure morphogenesis; regulation of transcription by RNA polymerase II. The transcript has 4 exons. Lineage: Eukaryota; Metazoa; Chordata; Mammalia; Carnivora; Felidae. Gene Ontology annotation, molecular function: DNA-binding transcription factor activity, RNA polymerase II-specific; RNA polymerase II cis-regulatory region sequence-specific DNA binding. The coding region runs from base 289 to 1197 and encodes 302 amino acids. The record is from RefSeq and is a predicted model, not a curated record. Gene Ontology annotation, cellular component: nucleus.
CCCGAAGCGCGAGGCUAGCAGCCGCGGGCUGGGGGCGCCCUGGGCUGCCAUAAAGUGAAUGGGAGCCGGCGGGGGGUGGCAGUCAGCCGCGAGGCUCACUCUCUCCCUCAGCGAGUCCGGGAGCGCCGGAGCCGAGCGGCGGUCCGGGCACAGGGGGGUGGCCCCCGCCCCGGCCGGGUGCCCGGCCCCUGGCCCCUGCCUGCCCUCCAGACUGCCGCCGCCGCCGCCGCCGCCGCCGCCGCCGCCGCCGGGAGUCUGCCUGCUGCGGGACUCACUAGUCCUCCCUCCAUGGAGUUCGGCCUGCUCAGCGAGGCGGAGGCCCGGAGCCCGGCCCUCUCGCUGUCAGAUGCGGGCACUCCCCACCCGCCACUCCCAGAACACGGCUGCAAGGGCCAAGAGCACAGCGACUCGGAGAAGGCCUCGGCUUCGCUGCCCGGAGGCUCCCCGGAAGACGGCUCCCUGAAGAAGAAGCAGCGGCGGCAGCGCACCCACUUCACCAGCCAGCAGCUACAGGAACUGGAGGCGACCUUCCAGAGGAACCGCUACCCCGACAUGAGUACGCGCGAAGAGAUCGCCGUGUGGACCAACCUCACUGAGGCCCGCGUGCGGGUGUGGUUCAAGAACCGGCGCGCCAAGUGGCGGAAGCGCGAGCGCAGCCAGCAGGCGGAGCUGUGCAAGGGCGGCUUCGCCGCGCCGCUCGGGGGGCUGGUGCCGCCCUACGAGGAGGUGUACCCCGGCUACUCGUACGGCAAUUGGCCACCAAAGGCUCUCGGCCCGCCGCUCGCUGCCAAGACCUUCCCGUUCGCCUUCAACUCGGUCAAUGUGGGGCCUCUGGCAUCGCAGCCCGUCUUCUCGCCACCCAGCUCCAUCGCCGCCUCCAUGGUGCCCUCGGCCGCGGCCGCCCCGGGCACCGUGCCAGGGCCCGGGGCCCUGCAGGGCCUGGGCGGGGGGCCCCCCGGGCUGGCUCCGGCCGCAGUGUCCUCCGGGGCAGUAUCCUGCCCUUACGCCUCGGCCGCCGCAGCCGCUGCUGCAGCCGCCUCCUCCCCCUACGUAUAUCGGGACCCGUGUAACUCGAGUCUGGCCAGCCUGAGGCUCAAGGCCAAACAACACGCCUCUUUCAGCUACCCCGCCGUGCCCGGGCCGCCCCCGGCCGCCAACCUCAGUCCGUGCCAGUACGCCGUGGAACGGCCCGUAUGAAUGGCCCGGUCCGUCGACCAUCCCCGAGGGCGGGGUCGAUAAUUCACAGCCUCCCCGGACUGGGGUCGUCUAGACUGGCUUGCCCCUGCCCCGGGGUCUGAGAGGGGUGCUGGGGCAGCUGAAGGGUCGGGGGGAGGCGGCCGGCUCAGGAGAGAGAUUUCCCCCACCGCCGACCCUGAGGGGUGGACUGGACCCUACACACAGUCCGCGCCCCUGGGACUAAGGCCAGGAAAAGGGACCAGUUCCCCAGGGGCCAACUGACCCUUGGCCCACCCCGCCUUCUUCAGACUCCUCUCCUCAUUUUCAAAGAUUAAUGAAAUAAACGUGCGCGGACUGCCAAAGGCCUGAUGAUUCAGAGUUGCGAUUCAGCCCCCUCCCCUCAAGCUCUCCCAUUUCUAAAGGAGAGCUGGGUGUGCAGGAAAAAAGGGCCGGGGCUUCCAGGGCUUCAGUACCCCCUCAGCUCCCAACACCAGGAUGGAAAAGCUGGGGGAUUCCUGGACCCACGGAGCGCACCUGCAUGCGCGUUUGUUGAGUGUGGCUUAGGGGCCAGCAACUUGGCUGGCGUUGGCCAAAGUUGGUGCUGCGGCGCCACCCGGUGGUCUCAUGGCGGAUAACUGGGAGGUCUGGUCUCCAACGCUUACUUGGCAGGAAUCAAUUCUGCAACUUAGGAAGCCUAUGAUCUUAGAUAAGUUACUCCGCCUUUCUGCACCUGUUUCUCACUGUUCCUAUGAGGGGCUUGGGCCUCUAAUAGCAAUAAAAUUCUGGUCUGUGACAGAUAUUUAUUAAGUGCCUACCAGGCCUAGGGUUCUUGAGUGUCUGUGUGUGAGCCUCUCAUCCUUCCACACACCUUCUUAGUCUCCUCACCCAGUGAUCAUCCUGCUUGCCAGCAGCCCUCUCCCAUCACAGCAGUCCUCCUCUUCCCCAAAAUCCCAAAGCCCCCAAAAUCGUGUUGAAAUCUUUAAUUAAAAAAUAGAGCAAGAAGAAUAUUUCUGGAUAGAAAUAUAAGUAACUCAGUUCUGGGGAUCCUCUUCAGUCCUACCCCCAACCCAGGACCUGCUUGGCCUUCACAUUAAAAAUGGAAACAUCAAAGUACUAGAUUGCACCCCAUUCCAGGGCUGACACUUCUUGUCUGACAUAACUUCCUGCCACCUUGGGGCACACAUCCCAUGGGGAAAACCAUGCAGGAAAGGCAUCCCAAUCAUUCUCCCAAACCUAAGCUCAGCCCCUCAGUGCCUUGGUGGGGAGAGAGACUGGGGCUCCUUUUUCUCCAGCCCUUCACUGACUCUUGGUCUUGGCUUUGGCCUUGGGCGUUAUAUAGGUGUGGUGGAAGUAAUGGGCAAAGAGAAUGAAAUAGGUCGUGUACAAAACGAGGGACCAGAAGAAGUGUUCCGUUGUGGUGUGGCAUCCCUGUUCUUGUCUCCAGAUGUAACUUAGGAUGCCGACAAUGGCUCCCAUAAACAUCUGCAGGAUCUGCAGGCUGGUG